Coregonus sp. 'balchen' is the source of this 1168-nucleotide messenger RNA. The record is from the annotation of a GenBank genome assembly. NCBI's taxonomy places the organism in Eukaryota, Metazoa, Chordata, Actinopteri, Salmoniformes, Salmonidae.
AUGGCCAUUGUAGGACACACACUACUAGCACUCUCACUGGUAGCACUGGUCCUAUGCUACCCUAACCCACCAACAUGCUACACCAAGGUGUUGAGUAUGGCUCGAGACCUCACCCAUCAGGCAGCGAUGAUCAAGAUGGAACCUGAAACUGUAAGUCACUUAUCAUAGAGGGAGUGAGCACUGAUUGCAGUGGAGUAUGACACGUUGCACUUUUGCCAAUGCCUAACUUCAAUCUGUGUUUUCCAGAGGCAUUGCAUGGCACACAUCCCACAUCUCUACCUAGAUGUACAUGUAAGUAUGGCUAUGGCAUUGUGGAAAGUAUUGUUGCAGUUUUCACUGUGUACUUUUGAAAUCAGUAUUGUGUCUGUUUAAUUAAAUACAUUUCCCUGAAGUUGAGAUUGCCAAAAAAAGAUUACUGAUUUCUACACAUUAUGAUCGUUGCUCUGCAACAUAAGAACAGAAAUGAUAUUCAUCUUGACAGAACACUUGCAUCAUGCCGAAGAUGAGGCAGUACAUCUUUCUGGUGGAUGGCUUGCGUGAGCGGCGCUGUGCUUACACCAGGAAAGUGCGGGUGGUGGGUCUCGCGGUCAGGCAACUGCACAUGAUCAUGUCCCAGAGGUGUCACGGGGUAAGAGAACGACGACUAGCAUCCACAGACAGACUAGCCCUUGAUCCAGGCUCCCUGUCAAUCAGACUUGAUUAAACAGAAUGGGGAAACAGAAGAGAACCACAACAAAGCUCAGUACUAACACAUAAAGAUAGUACUAUUAUGGGUCAAAAUAGUGAGUUUUAUGAUGCAAAUGAUUGAAAGUACAUUCUGUUCUCUGGGAUUUUUUGCCUUUCUACUGUAUUUGGUCAAGGAAAUGCACAAAGUUGAAUGACCUUUCAGAAAAUCAGCACUCUCAUAUCUUCUGAAAUGACAGAAUAGUUGUAUGCUCUUUGUUAUGUAACUGUCCUCAUGUUGCGACAUAGCCCUGGCACUGAGCUUUUGUAUUUACCAAAUGUCCCUCAUGUUGAAGACAUUACUGGUUCCUUUUAGGGCAGUGGAACUCACAGGCCUCAUAUCUCUGUGUUUAGGAGCUGGUGUUCACCACUGAUGACUGUGCAGCCUUGGACCGCCCACCGAUGAGCUGGAGCCUAACAUGAUAAUGUCACUGUUUGAUGGGAG